ACUUCAAAUGGUGGACGAAAAACAAAAAACCGAGAAUACUAAUGAGGCUUGUGAUAUCGACAAGGAAAAUGUACCAUCUAGUCCUUCUAUUAUAGAAAAUUCACCACCACCAGACCAGGGCAUUCAAAUAGCAUUACGCGAAAACAAGAUAUUGAAACCGAUAGGUGAUGUUCAGAAUCCUCAGCAAGAGAUAAAUGAUGCAUCAGAAACUAUCGAUAAGACGUCAAGUAAAGUGUUUGCCGUCCGGCCACGUUCAAGAAUUUCAAGUAGUAGCAGUUCAUCCUCAUCUUCAUCUUCAUCCUCGAGUAGAUCUUCAUCCUCCAGUAGCAGAUCUUCAUCCUCCAGUAGCACGGACAAAUCUGAGACUGUAGCAAUUCCUGGCCCAAGUACUAAUUUAAGGCCUCAAGCAGGUAUUCCACGUUCGUACACUCAAUCGCCAGUUAAUCCACAAGAAAGUGAUGUGGAUCUAAGCGACUCAGAUCCAACAUACCAUACUGAACAAUCCAACAAUCCAAGGAGUAGACGUAUUUCCAGCUCUUCAUCUGCCAAUUCAUUGGUCCAACCAGAACCCUCAAAGAGUAGAAAACGAAAAAGGAACCCUGUUAAUUGGAAGCAAAACCAAUCUAAAAAGUCAAGAAACUCUGGAGAGAGUUAUAGGUCUAUGGCAAAAUCUAAAAAAGUCAUUCCAGCUAGACAAAUCAAAGAAACUUGUACAAGUAAGUGUAGGCUUAAGUGUUUCAAUAAUAUAAAUGAGACUGAGAGAUCUGAAUUAUUUAAGAAUUAUUGGGCUUUGUCCAAUUUGGAAUUACAACGUUCAUAUAUUAGGGCAUCCAUGAUGGAAGUACAACCUAGAUAUAGAUAUUCUAAUGCUCAAAAUCCUCGCCUGCCAAACAAUGCGUUUUAUUUCACUGUAAAUGGUAAUAGAAUUCGUGUUUGUAAACAAUUUUUU
This is a messenger RNA of Spodoptera litura, 949 nucleotides long. RefSeq lists its product as uncharacterized. Lineage: Eukaryota; Metazoa; Arthropoda; Insecta; Lepidoptera; Noctuidae. The record is from RefSeq and is a predicted model, not a curated record.